UAAUGCUAACUGGGAGGAGUACUUGACUCCUGCCCCAAUGCAAGACAAAGAGAUUGUGAACCACCAUCAGGAACAAUGUCAUCCAAAGAUUUUGUCAAAGCUACCAAUAGCUUAUCAAGAGCAUCUGACUUCAGGGAAGACACUGCUAUGCUAACUAAAGCUAAUGCUAACUGGGAGGAGUACUUGACUCCUGCCCCAAUGUCAAUUGCUUUUCUUGGAGAGCUUGUCUUCAUUUCUGCCAACCAAGACUUCUCUAUCAAGGAAGGUGGACCAGUUGAUGGAUUCAAGUUGAUCAAAUAUCCUGACUCAUUCCGUGCCUGCCUCAUGCAAGUGUGCAAUUCUGGUUGGCGAGCAUUCAAUGAAGCCCACAAGAGCAUGGACAAGAUAUGCUUGCACACUAGAAAUGUGCCUACAUACAUGAAGAGGGCAGUGCAAAUACUUAUUCAAGAAGAUGAUGUCCUCAUUGAAAACCUUCUUCCUGAUGUAUUGGAAAACAUUGCCACCAUAUCACAGGAGUGUGUGGCAUUGGCCAAAUCCUCUGAAAAGAGGUUCACUGAUGUCACUGAGUUGAUCUCUGAGCUUCUAGAGACUUGCACAAGUUCCAAACAGCACUAUGGCAAAAAUGUUGAGGAUGUUCGAAGAACUCUGGAUGAAGAAAAGCAAAAAAAACACAUGCUUGAAGAGGAAGAAAAGCAAGCUCAGGAAGAGUUUAAGAAACAGGGUAAGCUGAUAGAAGAGGCUAAUCGAAUGUUCCAAGAGGCAAUGGAUUCAUUGCCCUCAGGAUGGGACAUCAUUGGGAUGAACUUUGUUGAAGAAUUGCUAAAUUCUGUGAAUGCUAUUCUUGGAGCCGGCAUCAAUCAUCUGACAAAUCCUCUCGGUUCACUUACUGAUAAACUUAAAGGUCGUGCAGGGAAAAAACACCCACAGGGGCGACGAGCCACAGCAGGACAUCCUGGAAACGAGGCAAGCGACAUCAUUGGAGGCUUAACCAGCUUAGUGACAGGCUCUCCCAGUUCAGCCACUGUAAACAAUAAAAACCCACAAGGGGGACCAGUCACAGAAAGAGUUCCUCUAAACACCAAUGCAAGUGAACUUUUUACUAAGGCCAGCCUCCUUCUGCCUGCUGUCCAGUCUUUGAGCAGCUUCAUUCAGGAAGAUCAAAUCCAGUGGACAAAGAUUGUUGACCCGUCAAUUGGGAAGUCUAAGUGUGACUGGAUAAAAGAACAAGUUGAAAACGUGAAAAUAGCAGAUGUGAAAAAAAGUCCUGCAAAACUCCUUGUUGAAAACAUUCGUCAACAAGCUAAAUCUAUCUGCUCUGACCUGACACAAAUGGCCCCUGAGGGGAAGCAUGACGAUUCCAACAAUAACAAAGCACUGGUCCAGCGAAUCAAAAAGCUUAUGAAAUCUGCACAGCAAUUUGAUUCUAUGGGGAAAAAAGAAUCCAAUACUUCCUCUUUCCCAGUCAAACCUCCUGCAAUGGCUAAAGCCCAAAGCAGCCAGUCAUCAUCGGCAAGUGAAACAGCAACACAAAAUGCCCGUUUUCGCAUUGAGCAGAUGAGAAUUCUACUUGAUCAGGCCAAGGAGGACUAUGAAAAAUCUUUGGACAAAAUGGAACAAAAGAAAAGAGAACUAACAGAGACCCUGAUCAAGUUGAGAUCCUGUGAGGUCAAGGAGAUUGACUUUGAGACCACAAUCAGGCUUCUAGCCAUGGGUCUGAAAGCCAUGGGAAGUUUGCAGGAGAAGUGGCAUAAAAUGGUGCAGUUCUUCCAGAUGAUCUCAAACAUCAUUGACACUUCCCUGAAGUCAUCUUUAAAAGACUUUGUUGAUACCGCUAAAAAACCAUAUCCCAAAAACAUGAAGUAUUCAUCCAAAAUGUUUUUGCAAGAUGUGCUAUACCAACAGGCUUUCCAAGCAUCCAACAUUGCCAACCUGGUUAACAUGAUCUCUGGAACCUACACUGAGAUCUCCAGCAAGUACUUGAUGGAUCGAGUCGGAAGCCUGGGUAGACUCAUGGCUUUGGAUCCCAAAGACAGUCAGUUUGAAGUAGAACGACAGGCCCUGGCUGCAUCUUGUGACGAGGCAGGAGAAUUUAUUCAAGACAUUGUCCAGAAAAACAAAAAACAGUACGAGUUAAAAACCAAAGCAAGGCUGCUGAAAAUCGAAAACGAACUGAAUGCUGUUUUGCCUCCACCAUCCAAGGAAGAGCAAGAGGAGCUUAAGGAGAUCAGAGAUGCAGUGACUGAAGGGUUCAAGGACCAUCCAGACAUCGAUCAGUUUUCUUAAAGAGCUUUCAUCUAAAGAGAGAAUUACUACUUAAAAGGAAUAUCUGUAUCCAGGGGCAAAGUAAUCACAUUUUGCUACCAGGUGUGCAGCAACAAUAAUCUGUCUUGAAUAACUAUUCAACACAAGUUUUAAUAACUAAUAUAACCUUUACACUUUCUUAGCUUUUG
Molecule: messenger RNA, 2450 nt
Organism: Osmerus eperlanus (European smelt)
Lineage: Eukaryota; Metazoa; Chordata; Actinopteri; Osmeriformes; Osmeridae
Exons: 3
Coding region: 76-2283 (735 amino acids)
Source: RefSeq, a predicted model, not a curated record